AUGACUCCCGCACGAUGCAGUCUUAGAGAGGCCUCUUUUAGCCGCCUAUUUCCUCUUGAAGCUAAGCGGGCGCUGUCGGGUGGCCUCACACUAGCUAUUGCAUAUAUGCAUUCACGAGACUAUUCCCAUGGAAAAUAUGACAAGCCUGAGACAGUCCCCGUUAUGCAGCGCAAUGUCAAAUCACUUCCACCCAGUGUCCCAGCAAAGGCAGUGAUCCCACUCCGCCUUGGGGAAAAUGCAGAAGAAUUCUCGCUGUCUGACGCGCGGGUGGAAACGUAG
Molecule: messenger RNA, 279 nt
Organism: Paracoccidioides lutzii Pb01
Exons: 2
Coding region: 1-279 (92 amino acids)
Source: RefSeq, a predicted model, not a curated record